This is a messenger RNA of Miscanthus lutarioriparius, 1788 nucleotides long. Lineage: Eukaryota; Viridiplantae; Streptophyta; Magnoliopsida; Poales; Poaceae. The record is from the annotation of a GenBank genome assembly.
AUGCCUAGUGUUGGGCAUUCUUCAGAUGACGGCUCUGAUCACUUGCCAUAUGAAGGAUACAGAGAACUGAAGGUUGGCUACGAAUCUGAAUCUGAGAUUCACAUCUCAGAUAGUGAUGACGAUGAGAGCAAUGCAGUACCUCAUGAAGCUAGAGAAAGAGCCAAUCACAUGUCAAGUCGCGAUGUGCAGCUGCAACCAACGAUCGCCAAUGCCAGUGGCUUGUCGAUGCUUCCUUCUGAUAAUACUGCUAUGACAAAGCCCAUGCAACCGCUGAAUACUACAAGAGAUACUGACAGUCAGUCUAGUGAUACCAAGGUUGCAAAAUCUAUGGAUCGUGCUAUUGGGCAUGGUUUGGAUGAUAUCAACUGGAGUCAAAUCAAGGCAAGUGACAACAGUAUCGACAUGCAGUCGGAGGCUAUUCCUGAACAAGUUUCAGCAGAGCUCCCAAAAAAGAAAACUUUUCUUGUUGGUAUUGAGGAAGUUGGUGAUUCUUUUGAGGGUGUUUCAGGAAGCCCUGAUGUGGAAGCUGCAAAGGAUUUUGCUGCUUCUACGAAUGCUGGAACAAGCUCAAGUGCAGACACUCAUGUCAGCUGGAACAACAGCAUGAAAAAUGCUUCUGCAAGCAGAGGCUACCUUAAAUCUCCUCGUUUAUCUGAAAUAAUCUCAGCCAGGGACACCUACUCAAAAACAAAUGAAGAAGUGAAGACAUUUCUGUCACAAUUGUCUACUGCACGAGGAUUUGAUGGCUCUUUGAAUGAGAUGACUUCUAGCCCCAGAAGCGGCACACAGAUUGAUGAGUACCGACACUAUGAUGCUACUGAUAUGGCACCAUUUCUUGAUAGGAACAACUCAAAUCUGGAUCCAUUUGAUGUCAAUGCAACUAGUGAAGAUGAAGGAGCUCGAGGCAGAACGGCGUGCUUCAGCGGUGGCAGCAAGCGGGCGAUGGCUAUGAUCAACAGAUUGCAAGAGGAAAAGGCUUCGAUGCACAUGGAAGCACUGCAGUAUCUCCGGAUGAUGGAAGAGCAGGCUGAUCAUGACCAGGAAGCAAUUGAAAAGUUAAAUGACUUGCUGACAGAAAGGGAGCAAGAAUUACUUGACCUGGAAGCUGAACUUGAGGGUUACCAGAGCAAGCUUCAUGACCAACCAUUUGAUGUUGGAAAAUUUGGUGCUACUGAUGGAGCUAUGACAUUUGGAGUCUUGGAUGGCUCAGAUUUCAUGAGGCAUACCAUUUUUGAUUUUGAAGAUGAAAAGGCAAAGAUUUUGGAGUCCUUGCACAGAUUGGAGGAAACCCUAGGCAUGCCCUCCGCAAAUAGACUUGAUAUGGGUGAUGCAAAUGAUACUCUACAGAACAGUCUAUUCAGUGAUCACUCAAUGAGCAGUAGCCAGUAUAUAGAAAAUUCAGAGCUGGGAAGUUCACCAUUGCAUCGGGAGGACUUGAUUAGUGAAUCAAUUUCUUCUCAGAACAACGAUGAGAAGGAAUCUGUUAAAUACGUGCUCAGACACAGUCACGAAAAAGAUGAGAAUGAAUCUGUUGAGAAGCAAAAGAAUGUUACUUCAUGUUCCCACUCAGAUGAUGGAAACAUCCAUACUAUGAAAAGCGUUAAACAUGACAUUUCUCUCCUUAAUGCAAGAUUCAAGGCACUUGAAGCAGAUCAGGAUUUUCUCAAGCAAAUACUAAGUUCUCUUAAUGUUAGGAGUGAUGGAGUACAAUGUAUACAGGAGAUAACUAGCCAUUUGCGAGAACUGCGAAGAAUCAUGGCAGACCAAAGGGACAUGACAGUUUUAUGA